AUGGCCAGGAAGGUGGGUUUUGAUGGCAAGGAUGCUCCCACAGAUGGGAACAACAAGCUGGCGCUUCCACAGAAAACCGGAGGGGAAGCAUCUCCACGAAAAUCGAUAGGGCAAGGUGCUCCCUCUCCAAGGAAAUCCCUCAACCCAGGCGUCAGUGCAUCUCCCAGGAAAUCCUUGAUACCAGGGCAGGCUGCCAACAAAGAAGGAAAUGAGAAAAAAACCCAAAACAAGGGCACCUUGAUCCAGCAGGCGGCUGCCUCUGUGAAUGCGGACUCCAUCUUUGGUGCCCUCAGGCGAGGUCAAGCUGUGAACGUUGGCUUUGGGUCCAUCAUGAUUGAGCAGGAUCUGAUGGAGGUACCCAUGUUCAAAGCUUGCAGCGCUAGCUUUGUGAGUGCCUUGGCGCAGGACGCCUCCGAAACGACCAAGGCUUUCUCUGAAGGGCAAAUCAUCCAGGAGGCUGGGGCGCCCGGAAAAAGCAUGGUGCUGCUGACGCGCGGAGCUGCGCAAGUCAUGAAGAAGGGCGAGGUUCUGAUGAACCUAAAGCAGGGCGACCACUAUGGCGAAACGAUGCUUCUGGGGUUGGAGCAAGUCUGGCGGGUGUCUUUGGUUUCUUUGUCUUCCAGCAUGAUCAUCGAGAUUCGACGAGAUUCUUUUCGGAGAAUUUUGGAGGAUUUUCCAGUAGAGAUCAAGCAGUUCGAGAGCUUUUUUGACGUCACCCUGGACCAGUUGUUUUCAGGGACCAGGACCAAUACCUGCGACAUCUUCACCGGGCUGUCCAUGAAGACGUUAGAAGUGUUCGAUGAGCACAUUCUCAGGAGAGUAUUCUUCCCUGGGGAGACGGUGUUGCAAGAGGGGGAUGACAGCAAAGAACUGGUGCUGUUACAAGACGGCAUGGCCGUAUUGGAAAUCGCUGGGCGCAACGUUCGAACCGAGACAAGGGGGAUGAAGGAGAGGAGAGAAGGGAGGUCACACGCAGAGGAAGAUAAGGAGGAAGAGGAGGAUUCCCAAGAUCGCCCUGCUUGCUUCGGUGAGCUGGAAUUCCUGGGUUUGAGUUCUGUUCGCAAGACAGAGGUCAAGGCACUGACUCCCUGCGUUUGCAGGGUGCUUCACCGCGAGAUGGUCCCUUUCAUUGCACAGGAGAAAGCCAUAAGAGCUGAGUUGGAGGGUAGCCUCCUGAUGCAGAUGUUCCAUCAGAACGUGCGAAGCACUCACCAUGCGCAAUCCAGUGUGCUGGGCGAUUUUGUGGCUGCAAAAUGCAGUGAGGAGUUCUUGAUGUUUCUGGCUGGACAUUUGGAAGCCAGGCUACACCCAAAGGGAAAGAAGAUGUGUGAUUUGAAUCGCGAUUCGGGAUCCAAAUCCCUACAGAUGGUGAUGACUGGCUCAGUGACGGUCAAAGGGGUCCAGGGCAAGGAGACAAUGGCCGCGGCCGAUGGCUGGGAGCUCCCAUCCCUGGGAGUUGGUGGUGUUUUUGGUCGGAUGACUGCUCUCGGCGUGCGCCCACGACCGCACGAUGCUAUUUCCUUCAUUGCAGCAGAGCACUGCUGCGUUGAGGUUUUGCACCAGGAUGUAGUUGUGAGGGGCUUGGAGAUCUACCAAGAUCAGCGCUCGAAGAUUCUGAUGCUGGAGCAAGACAAGAACAAAGGAAAUCAGGUGGACUUCGUGGAGAUCGUGGCGAACUCGCGCAUCUUUUCCAACAUGUCCCAUGAAUUUGUCCGAGAGCUAUCACUUUCGGCUGUGGACCGGAUCUUUAUGCCAGGAGAUGCCAUCAUGCACCAAGGGGCCGUGGAGUUCUCCAUGUUCAUCAUGAUUUCAGGCACGGCUGAUGUCUAUGUCACUGACGCCAAGAAUGAAGAUCCGGCACUGGUAAAAGAACGACUCACAAAGCCGGUCAAGGGCAUGAGUCGAGUAAGCCAUCUCUCAGCUGGAGCCAUUUGUGGUGAGUUGGCGAUGCUUGGAAUCACUCCCACACGCUCAGCCACGAUCCUGGCUGCCAGCUUGUGUAUCUUGUGGGAGGUCACGCAGGACAAGGCCAUGGCCAUUUUGGACCGCUAUCCACAGGAGCGGGAGCUCUUUGGUGCCGUUAUCAUUCGAAAUCUGGACAGCAGUGUUCCAGCCAGGCUGCUUCAGCUUCCGUUGUUCAAGUCCUUUGAUCGAAAAUUUCGCAUGCUGCUGACGUUGUAUUGUGAAAGGCACGCGUUCUUCCCGGAUCAGCACAUUAUCCGAGAGGGCGAGGUUGGCGACAAAUGUUGGAUCUUCAACCUGGGACCUGCUGUGCUGCAAAAGCGAGGCUAUGCCGUCAAAACGUUCUCACCGGGAUCCCAGUUUGGCUGUGACCACAUGCUUGGGAUCAACAGGACCUACUGUGGAUCUGUGUUAGCCAUGUCCGUUUGCCAUAUGCUGGCGGUCUCGCGCAGCUCGUAUUUGCUGGCCCUGGAACAGUAUCCAUCGCAGAAAGCCAACCAGCAACUGCUGCGCCAGCAGCGGCAGGAGGCCAAAGACCUGCGACAAGCGAUCCAGAGGAUCACCAUCCGCAAAGGAAUCUGGCAACGAUACCAAGGCGAGGUUGCCCCCAACAAGAGCAACAACGUCUUCUUUCUGUCGGAGCAUGACUUGCUACAGCGCUUCGUGAAAGCCUGGCACGAGACCGCCAAGGGCCUCCACAUGGGUCGCUUAGAACGUGUCCGGAGGCGCCAAGAGGUCGAGGAAAUGAUUGAGAACUGGAGACUCAAAAACGAAGCAAACUUCAAGAAAGCUGAACACAAGAGACGCGAGAAGGAGAUUCUCCACAGGAACGUCACCGAACGGGGGCCUCUGGAAUACUUGGAUCCUAAACCUCCAUCAUUACCUUCACUGCCACGGCUGCCCAAGAAGCAGACCCAGGAGUUGGUUUCGAUACUGAAGGCCUGGCCAUCACCUCGACCAUCGCCCCACUACAACUUGAAAGUUUGGUCACUCAUGGGCCAGGAGCUCACGCAGCCCGUGGGCGAUGGCGGUUCCCGGUUGCUGCCCAUGCUGGAGGGAGUGAAGAGACGAGGUCCACCAGUAAAGGCUGGGCAAACUGAUGCUGAGUCCAGUGGAAGCGAUUCAGAAGGUGAUGGGGCUGAGGGCACUGCCACGAGCUUUUCGCCGUUGGCCAGCUCGAGUCGCGAGAACAAGGCCAAACGCCUCAACGAAUUGAUGGCAGCCACUCAAGCCUCUCGGGCGUCUUUUUUGGGUUAG
Cladocopium goreaui is the source of this 3219-nucleotide messenger RNA. The record is from the annotation of a GenBank genome assembly. NCBI's taxonomy places the organism in Eukaryota, Dinophyceae, Suessiales, Symbiodiniaceae.